Maniola jurtina (meadow brown) is the source of this 2504-nucleotide messenger RNA. Its product is annotated as zinc finger protein 25-like. Gene Ontology annotation, molecular function: zinc ion binding. Gene Ontology annotation, cellular component: nucleus. NCBI's taxonomy places the organism in Eukaryota, Metazoa, Arthropoda, Insecta, Lepidoptera, Nymphalidae. The record is from RefSeq and is a predicted model, not a curated record. Bases 136 to 2454 code for a protein of 772 amino acids. The transcript is spliced from 12 exons.
GUCCCGUGGUGUCCACUGUCCAGUAUAAAUCCUAUAUGUUAUUGGUCUGUGGUAUAAAUAAAUCCAAUAAAAUCAUUACCAAGAUACCAAAAUAAUAUUGAUAAACUAAAAACGAAUUCUGAUACAAAUCACAAAAUGCGGUGUUGUGUGCCUUCCUGCAAUAACUGUUCUGAAAAUUCCUCCCAAGCGGAGGGUAUCACAUUUUACAGUUUCCCCAGUGAAGGGCAUCUCCGAGCUGCUUGGCUCAGAGCCCUCGGCAAACAAGACAGCCACCUACCAGACUCUGCUGUGGUCUGCUCACAGCAUUUUCUAAAUGAUGACUUUUAUGAAACGGAAAGUGGCAUAAGGCAAAUUAGGACUGGUGCUAUUCCUUCAACAGUGCAGGUUUGCAGGAUAUGCCUAGACACUGACAGCAAACUGGUUCUAAUGAGUAAAUACAAACUGGAAGAAGAGUAUGAAAAGUUAACCCAAAAUCCAUUGUGUGAUCAAGGUAACCUAAAACAAACAGUUUGCAUACAAUGUGCUCAGAGAUUGAUAAACUUCAGUACAUUCAGAGCCAAGAGCUUGAGAGCCCGCGCACUGAUGAUGGAUUUAGUUGGAAAACAUAAAUUAGUAACAAGACAGCAUAUAAAAAUGAUAAACCGCACAAAACACCAACUCAAGAGUAAUAUGGUGUUGACAUCGCUAGGACCUGACCACUGUGACUUACACAUACUAGAACACCCCUCGGGAGACAAACAGACAGAAUCAGAGGAAACCAGACUCAAAGUUACCGUGAAAAUUGAAGAAAAUGAUGAGUCUAUGCAAGUUGAUGACAUGGAAAUGAAGAAUGAAGACGACAAUGAUGUCAAUGAUUUUGUUCAGGACCCGUUAAAGUAUGAAAGUGCUUCCUUGCAAUGUACACUUUGUUUGGAGGAAUUUGUCCAUGAACAUGUAUACAUGCAACAUAUGAACAUGCACCUCCAGAACAAUGACGGUGAUGGUGAAUGUGAUAUGUCACAAGUAUGCAAGCCUCAUACAGCUGUGAGUUCUAGCUCUUCACACUCUUCACUCAUCACUGAGAACAAGCAGGCAGCCCCCAGCCCUUGCGCACGCGCCGCGACGACCUUAGUUGCUCCUCUGCCAGAGAGUCUUGCGACAGACAACGGAAUCAAAGCUAAAGGAGAUGAUAAAACAGAGAAAUUCAUCGAAAUCGAUAUAGACUUCAAUUAUCAGGCAGCAAGUGGAAGCGGAGUCAAUACGACAGAAAAUAAACAGAGUGACAAUUUUAUGAACCCGUUAAAGUAUGAAAGUGCUUCCUUCCAAUGUACAUUUUGUUUGGAGGAAUUUGCCCAUGAACAUGCGUACAUGCAACAUAUGAACAUGCACCUCCAGAACGGUGCUGGUGAUGGUGAAUGUGACGCGUCACAAGAAUGCAAGCCUCAUACAGCUGUGAGCUCCUCACACUCUUCACUCAGCACCGAGAACAAGCAGGCAGACCCCAGCCCUUCGACGACCUUAGCCUCUCGUCUAUCGGCAAAUUUCGCAACUUUCGGCGUAACGUUACCCACUCAAGAAGCCAACACAAGCGACCAACAGAUCCCUUCAAAGCAAACUAAUGACGAAUCAAAACGGUUCGUCUGUCAGUACUGUCCGUUCCGAUGUAAAUACCAAAGUAACUUCACCACCCACAUGAGAACGCACACGGGCGAAAAACCCUUCGCCUGUACACACUGCGAUUACAAAUGCGUAACCAACAGUGGCCUCGUGAACCACAUGAGAACUCAUACAGGCGACAAACCGUAUUCUUGUAAGAUAUGUGACUUCAAAAGUUCUUACAAGGGCAACCUAGUCGGCCACAUGAGAACCCACACGGGCGAAAAACCCUUCGCCUGUACACACUGCGAGUACAAAAGCGUCACGAAUAGCGCUCUAGUCAACCAUUUGAGAACUCACACCGGUGAAAAACCAUAUUCGUGCGAAUUCUGUGAAUACAAAUGCGUAUCAAACACCGCGCUUUUGAAACACUUGAGAACUCACACGGGUGAGAAAAGGUUCUCGUGCGAACUUUGCGAAUACAAAUGCGUGUCCAACAGUGCUUUGAUGAAUCAUAUGAGAACUCACACGGGUGAGAAACCCUUUUCAUGCAAGGUGUGCGAUUAUAAGUUUGCGCAUAAAAGCCAUUUAGUGAGGCACAUGAAGACUCACACUGGUGAAAAACCGUACCUUUGCAAGUUUUGCGAGUACAGAACAGCGCAUAAGGAUAACUUGGUGAAUCAUACACGGACUCACACUGGUGAACGGCCGUAUUGGUGCGAGGUGUGUGAGUAUAAGAGUGCCGCUAAGAGCAAGUUGGUGAUUCACAUGAGAACCCACACGGGUGAGAAGCCGUUUGGGUGUGAUCUGUGCGAGUUCAAAUGUGCGGUCAAGCAUAACCUUGUGAUACAUAGGCGGUCGCACACGGGGGACAAGUAGGUUUGUGUGGGUGUGUGUGUGUGUGGGUGUGUGGGUGUGUGUGUGUGGGU